This is a messenger RNA of Triticum turgidum subsp. durum (durum wheat), 201 nucleotides long. Lineage: Eukaryota; Viridiplantae; Streptophyta; Magnoliopsida; Poales; Poaceae. The record is from the annotation of a GenBank genome assembly.
AUGGGGUCCAACGAGGCAGACAAGCCGCUGCGGUGGAUCGGUGCAUCGUUCGAGCAGUUCGCGGCCGUCGCCAAGCCGCAGCAGCAGCCCACGAUGGCGGCGGGGGACUUCUCGCGUGCCUGCUCCAACAUCUCGGUCCUCUUCGGCUGCCUUGACAUCGCCUUCAAAUUUGCCGAGAUGGACUACGUCGCCAAGCAUUGA